This is a messenger RNA of Boleophthalmus pectinirostris (great blue-spotted mudskipper), 3043 nucleotides long. It is a transcript of the gene exoc3, whose product is annotated as exocyst complex component 3. NCBI's taxonomy places the organism in Eukaryota, Metazoa, Chordata, Actinopteri, Gobiiformes, Gobiidae. Gene Ontology annotation, molecular function: SNARE binding. The record is from RefSeq and is a predicted model, not a curated record. The transcript has 16 exons. The coding region runs from base 216 to 2471 and encodes 751 amino acids. Gene Ontology annotation, biological process: exocyst localization; exocytosis. Gene Ontology annotation, cellular component: exocyst.
CGCCUCUGCGUGAUCACGUGUCCGCCGUGCUCCACUUCCAGGAAGUAAAAACAUUAAUCUGCCGUUUUUUAUUCUCUAAUUUCACCCCAAACUCAAAAAUAAUCGGACCCGGAUAAUUGACCGAUCCUUCAGUAUGACCAGAAGCGACCCUUAGACAUGUACAUUAACUGACCUGCGUCUUCUGAGGUUUGAUCGCGGAAAAGUGCCGGAGAGGAAUGGAGGAGACGAGCCGGGAGGCGGUGGCCACGGCGGUGCAGCGGGUGGCGGGGAUGCUCCAGCGCUCCGACCAGCUCGACAAGGUGGACCAGUACCGCAGGAGAGAGGCCCGAAAGAAGGCGUCUGUGGAGGCCAGGCUCAAGGCAGCCAUCCAGUCUCAGUUGGACGGCGUUCGGACCGGUCUGACUCAGCUGCACACGGCGCUGGUGGAUGUGAAGCAGAUCCAGAGCUCCCUGGGCGACGUGAGCAAAGACUGGAGACAAAGCAUCAACACCAUCGAGAGCCUGAAGGACGUGAAGGACGCGGUGGUGCAGCACAGUCAGCUGGCCUCUGCUGUGGAGAACCUCAAGAACAUCUUCUCUGUCCCAGAGAUCGUGGCCUCCACUCACCAGCUGAUAGAACAGGCUGAUCUGCUGCAGGCUCACAGGAAACUGAUGGAGCUGGAGAGCUCCAGAGACGACCUCAUGUAUGAACAGUACAGGAUGGACAGCAGGAACACCAGUGACAUGCACCUCAUCUCCAUUUACUUUGAGGACGUCCAGGGUUUGUCAGAUGAACUGGCCAAGCAGCUGUGGAUGGUCCUGCAGAGGGCCAUGGUGACGGUGCGCAGAGACCCCACUAUGUUAGUGUCGGCCGUGAGGAUCAUCGAGAGGGAGGAGAAGAUCGACCGCAAGAUGGUGGACAGGAAGAGACAGACGGGCUUCAUCCCUCCGGGGAGACCCAAACGCUGGAAAGACAAGAUGUUUCAGGUUCUGGAGGGCACGGUGAGCACCCGUAUAGAGGGCACCCAGAGCGUGACCCGGGAGGCGGAUAAGAUGUGGCUGGUGCGUCUCCUGGAGAUCAUGAGGAAAUACGUGUUGGACGACCUCAUCGUGGUCCAAAACCUCAUGGUGCAGUGUUUCCCCCCACACUACAACACGUUCAACAGGUUUUUCAGCCUGUAUCAUAACGCUGUCUCCACUCGUGUGACUGAACUGGCUGCAGAGGAUCUGGAGGCCAAUGAAAUCGUGUCUCUGCUGACCUGGGUCCUGAACACGUACAAGAGUUCCGAGAUGAUGGGGCACCCUGAGCUGAGCGCGGAGUGUGACGUGAACUCUCUGGAGCCUCUUCUGCCGCAGGACGUGGUGCACGAACUGCUCAGCAAAUACAUCCAGACCUUCACUUCUAAUAUCACCGGCUGGCUCAGGAAGGCUCUGGAGACGGAUAAAAAGGACUGGCAGAAAGAAACUGAGCCAGAGGGAGACCAGGACGGGUACUACCAGACCACACUGCCCGCUAUAGUCUUCCAGAUGUUUGAACAGAAUCUGCAGGUCGCCGCUCAAAUCGACGGAGACUUCAGAGAACAGGUCCUCAAGCUCUGCCUCAAACAAAUGAACAGUUUCCUACUAAGGUACCGAGAGGAGGUGGUGCUGUACAAAGAGGAGCACCUCAGAGACAGACAGCUGCCUCAGUGUUAUGUCCAGUACAUGAUCGCCAUCAUCAACAACUGUCAGACCUUCAGAGAGUCGAUAAACAGCCUGAAGAGGAAGUACAGUGCGAACCCGGAGCACACGGAGAGCGACGCCGCCAUCGAGAGAACCCUGAACGAAGUGGCCAAAGAGGGCUGCCAGUAUCUGCUCGACGAGGUCUUCCUGGAUCUGGAGAAUCACCUGAACGAGCUGCUGACCAGGAAGUGGCUGAGCGGCUCUCACGCCGUGGACACCAUCUGCGUGACGGUGGAGGACUAUUUCAACGACUUCAACAGGAUCAAAAACCCCUUUAACCAGGAGAUGACCGGAGAGGCGCUGAGGCGGGUGGUGGUGGAGUAUCUCAAAGCCGUGAUGCAGAAACGCGUCACUUUUAAAAACGCCGACGAGCGGAGGGACGGAGCCGAGCGCAUGAUCAAGGAGGCGGAGCAGUUCAAGUUUCUCUUCAGGAAACUCUCUGCGGGAGAAGACACGGACCGUCUGUGCGGAGCGAUCGCCGCCAUCGCUGAAGUGUUCAAGCUCACAGACCCCACUCUGCUCUACCUGGAGGUGUCCACGCUCGUGUCCAAGUACCCCGACAUCAGGGAGGAGCACGUCCAGGCUCUGUUGGCCGUCCGAGGCGACGCCAGCAGGGAGAUGCGUCAGAUGAUCAUCGGCACUCUGAGCGAAAACAGAGCGCCCCCCUCCGGUUUCGCUCAGCCCAUCUUCAGAGACAUCCCCGUGCCCAACAUCGCCAUGACGACCAUGACGACCAUGACCUCCAUGGCGACCGCUAAGCUGCUCAAAUAACCGUUCACCUUUGCACCUUCGGAGAGAGAAGAGAAAAGACUGAAAACACACGCGCCUUUGUGAUAAUAAUGACGUAGUGAUUAUGUGUGUGCCACCGAAUCAAUAAAUUUAAAACUCUAAUUUAAAAAAGUGGAUUGUGGAGAGAUUGUGCUUCUUAUUCUUUGAUUCAUCCAUUCAUCGAUCCUCCAUUUGAUUUUCAUUCAGCACCAAUAGAUGUUUUUCAGUGAUGUCGGGUAAACGUCGCUCCCGGUUAAUGUUUUUCUGUGGCAAAAUGUGUGUGUAAAUGUCUGGCAUAUUUUCCACCAGCUUCAUAAAUCUGCCCCAUCACCAAAUCUUCAACCAACAAGAUUCUAACAUGAAGAAUUUAUCCACAACUAUCAAGGGAAGAAAGACGAAAACUUAACGACGCAUUAGUGACACACUGAACAAAACAUAUGCUAUUUUUGACCAAUUUAAUCCCUGUCAUCAGUAAAGAGAGGCAUAACUUGUAAUUUGUAUCGGUAAAAUACAGAAAAUCUGCUUAAAAACGACCAAAACACACAAAAAAUGUGACUAAACUGUCUCACAUUAGA